ACUCACUUUCUUCAAAUAAUCACAAGCAGAAAAGCAGCGGUUGAUGGAGAGAUUGACAAAUAAACUUAACCACCAAGCAACCACCAGUGUUCAACAGCAACUGUCAAUGAUGCAGCCGCCGUCGCUGCAGCCAUGGAGGCGGCUCACCGAAGAUGAAGAAACUUCAAUCAUGGUCGCUGCACUCAAGAAUGUUAUAACUGGAGAUACUGCGACUGUUUAUAACCAACAGCAGGACUACGAUCACCGGCAGUUCUCUCCGUUCAGCUAUGCUCCGGCGACACCUGUCACCGUUAGUGAGCCAGUGGAUCCUGUUCCUCAAACGUGUCCGGUUUGUGGGAUUAGCGGAUGCCUGGGAUGUAAUUUAUUUACAGCUGAUAUGAAACAGAACGACGGAGGUAGUGGUGGUGCUGGUGGUCCGAUUAAGAAGAUGAAGAAGAAUUACAGAGGAGUGAGACAGAGGCCGUGGGGAAAAUGGGCAUCGGAGAUUCGGGACCCGCGUAAAGCAGCUCGGGUAUGGUUAGGUACUUUUGAGACUGCUGAAGCAGCUGCUCGGGCUUACGACAGAGCAGCGAUAGAAUUCAGGGGAGCCAGAGCGAAGCUCAAUUUUCCGGUGACUGAUUACACGACAAAACCGUUGUCGCAACUGGAAAACCAGCAGACAGCUGCAUCGUCAUCAAGAAGAAAACAAGAAACCGAGAAGAAACACGUCGUAGAAAAGAAAACAAAUGUUUUGGAGAAAGAGAGUGAAGAUUGGAUGAUGACGAUGAUGAUACAAGACGUCGAUGUCGAUGGCGGUUUCCCCGACUUAACCAAUCUUGAAUCAAUCUAAUCACGCGGUGAUAAUAUUGCCACGUUCUCAAAAAAUAAUGAUCUGAUAUAACGAUGUUGUAUAAACUAUAACUAUAAUAUAAACAUUCUUUUCACAAUAGUAUAGUGUAAAGUGUAAACAUUACAAUUUAUUUAUUAAUAUUUUAUAUUUAAAUGGA
This is a messenger RNA of Lactuca sativa (garden lettuce), 986 nucleotides long. RefSeq lists its product as uncharacterized. The record is from RefSeq and is a predicted model, not a curated record. NCBI's taxonomy places the organism in Eukaryota, Viridiplantae, Streptophyta, Magnoliopsida, Asterales, Asteraceae. Gene Ontology annotation, molecular function: DNA-binding transcription factor activity; DNA binding. Gene Ontology annotation, biological process: regulation of DNA-templated transcription; ethylene-activated signaling pathway.